AUGCUCCGCGACGAGCUUCUCCGGUCUAAGAACGAUGAGAUCGCAAACUGUUUGUUGUCGCGCAAGCGAAAACUGACCGAGUUGUAUUAUGCGACCGUGGGUUUCGAGGGUGCGACCGCCGACGCUCUCUACCAGCAGAAAGAACAGGCCUUCCUCGACGCCAACGACCUCACCAAAGGGCGUUACUUCGACGAAUCUACCCUACCGUUGCCCACCCAUGCGCGCGCGCGUUCGCCGAUCCAGAAGCCUGUCACGCCUGCUGUCACCGCGGAGGUGAAGGCCCAGCAAACUGCUGGGAUCACUCCGCCCCCCGACAGUCGAUGGUCGCGCCCCUCUGCUUCCCGCCGGGGCAAGCCCCCAAGGCGCGUUGCCCCAGCUUCAACUCAACCCACUGAACCGGUACAAGCUCCCUCGGUCGCCCAAAAUCUCGCAGUUCCCUCCGCGAUUGCACCCUCCAAUCAGCCUGUAGCCGAUGAAACGGCAAACGUACCGGCGCCAGCAACUCGUCUCAGCUCUCAGGACCACGAUGGAGCAGAGAUCACGGUCUCUUCUGGUGCAGCUAAACCCACGCCGACAACUGGAACAGCUCCCUCAUCAUUGGAGAUUCCACCUACCUCCCUCCCUCGAAAGAAAUCAGACGCGCGACCCUCUCUCACACUAGGACCCUCACACCCCGAACAACCUCUCUCACCCGCCUCAUCAAUCGACCCUUACUCUACCAAUACCCCUAUCCCUGUCGCCGCAUCGCCCGAUACCAGCCCCGGAGAAGAGAUGGCCGAGGUUAGGAAGCUUAGUCGGCAAAGCCCCAAGGAUAGCCGAUCUAUGCAUCCCCGGCCAGGGUUAAUUCCGUCGACGCCGGACGAGCAACUACGAAUGGAGGAAGCCCAGUCACUGCAGCAGGCCAAUAUUAACGGCCUGUCAUUGGCCCACGGGACCAUCCAGGAGACCGCAGACGCCCGCGCCGAUAAAGACCAAAUGGACAUCGAUCGGGAACCCUUGGUCGCGCCUGAAGAGUCUAAGCUUCCCACCAAAACGGCUGCUCCCGUGACGGAAAUGCUGUCCCCUACCGAGCGAUUGGCAGAUGAAGAUCGACCAGCUAGCGACACACCUGUUGAGAUCAAGAAGCCGAUAUCUAUUCCACCGACCCAACCGGACAUUGCCCAGCCACGGAUGACAACUCGUGUUUCGUCUGGAGCUAUCCGUCACAAGUCCGUUUCUGAAAUCCUGGGUGAGACCCCAAGACACACGGCCCACGAUAAAAGCCAUCCAACAGGUGAACCCCAGACGCCCGAAAGUCUUGCUCGCAUGCGAUUCAAAGAUCGCAAGGGCCGAGAGAAGGAGAGAACUAGGGUUUCGACCGUCGUUUUCCCAAAGCAACCUUCGUCUCUGCAAGAUAAGGCUGAGUCUAUGGACCUUGUGGGCCGGGACUCGGGGGAUGCGGUUGCCAAGUUGAACGAGGAACAGGACUACCUGUUCACGCUGUUCCUGAACAGGGCGUAUGCUCCACCUAGAGGAACUAAUCUCAACACUCUUCUCGCAUCGGCCCAUAAGACACUGAGCACGUCCAACCAUCUCCUGGAGUAUCAAGAGCAAAUGGACUGCCGCACACUUCGACGUAUCUACGCUCUACAGAAUGCUAAUCGAUGGCCUUUGCGACAAAUGAAGCGAUCAGCUGAACCCCCUCGCUCUUUUAGCCACCUGGAUGUCCUGUUGGAUCACAUGAAGUGGAUGCGCACGGAUUUCCGCGAGGAACGGAAGUGGAAGCUAGCUGCAGCGAAGAGCUGUGCUGAUUGGUGUGCGGAAUACGUCAACAGCGACGACGAGCAUCGGUCACUCCUUCGUGUAAACGCUAAAAUCCCCAUCCCCAAAUCCGCGAGAUCCGAUGCGUCGAAACUGGGUGUGGCUUCUCCCUGGGAAGACACGGGCGACGAGACAUUCGCGGCAUUUCACCCAACACCCGAUCUGGUGCCAUCCGCGGAAGAGGAAUCGGUCAGUGAUGGGUUUAAUGAGGAGACUCGGCAUGAGCUGCACGAUACGGUGGCUCCCGCGGCUAUCUUCUCAUUGGGCUCUGACGAGUUCAAUUUCUCUAUUGAUAUGACACCUUCUGCGGAGAAGCUGCUGGACGAAUUGCCACUUUAUCAACCUGUUCGGUUCGUCCAUGAGACUCGGACGCCAGCCUUCAAAGAUCUCCCCGAUUCGGCUUGGAAGCAUGAACUUCUCCCCGUCUCGAAGUUUGCUUCUACCAAGAUCACCUUCCAUAAAGACGAAGAGCGCCCACGUAAACACACCCGAUACGACUAUUCUCAAUAUGGUUCCGCCUCAGAUAUCCGCCUCACAGAUCUGCCGCCAGAGCAGACCAACGUUGCUCUCUUCCGUCCUGAGAACAAACCCAUUCGAGACCGCAUCCACCCUGGUCACUCCUUCCGACCACCUACGGAGCAUCCGAUGCCUUCGGUGGGAUUCUUCGAAUCUCGACAGUCUUCUCAGUGGACUUUGUCAGAAGAUGACGAACUCCGCCGCUUGGUCAAGGAAUAUUCUUACAACUGGUCUCUAAUCUCGAGCUGCCUGACUUCACCGUCACUGUUCACGUCCGGAGCGGAGAGACGUACCCCUUGGGAAUGUUUCGAACGUUGGGUAGGCUUGGAAGGCCUUCCAGCGGACAUGUCCAAGACGCAAUAUUUCCGGGCUUAUCACCAGAGACUGGAAACUGCCCAGCGUACCGUCCUGGCUCAGCAGCAAGCUGCCCAACAGCAACAACAACAACAACAAGCGGCUAAUAAUGGUCAACCACAGCAGCCUGUGCGUCGGAGAACCACUCAGCCCUUACGGGUGGACAGACGUAGAUCGUCAAGACAUCUGGCUUUGCUUGAUGCCAUGCGGAAGCUGGCCAAAAAGCGGGAAACGAUAUUGCAAAAGCAGCAGCAUGCAUCUCAUCUCGCUUCGUUGAGGAAAGCAAACGAGGCCAACCAGCCCAAACCUCCAAUCUCCUCUCCGGCAGAGUUCAGCCGUCUUAAGCACGAGCGGGAAAUGAAGUUGCAGGAACGCCAGGAGCAAUACCGACAGCAGAUGAUUGCUCAGCAAAGGGCUAGUAUGGUCGCUCAGCGUGGUGGGCAGCUGCCCAACCAGCAACAGCCGCCACAGCAAAUGAUGAAUGCUCCGGGCCGACCUAAUAAUUUGCCUCCGAAUGCACCAAAUGCCGCCAUGGUAAACGGCACUCCGAACGGGAUCCCUGCUGGGAUGACCCCUAAUAUUGGUGUUAACCAAGCUCGCGCUCAACCCAUACAAGGAAUGCCACCUGGAGCGGCACCCGUCAAUGGCCAGAUUCCAAACAACCCUAUGGCCAUGAAAAUGAUGCCUCAGGGUCAGAUGCCGAACGUGGGUGCCCGACCAGGUAUGCCGAUGCAGGCGUCUCCCGACAACGCCCGAGUUAUACGAGAGGCCAACCGCCUGCAAGAGCAACAACGGUUGUUGCAAUCCCGCCAGCAACAAGUUCCUCAGGCACCGGGCCAGCCUCAACAGCCCCAACAGCAGUUCCACAACCAGCAGUUCGCGCCGCAAGGAUCGCACUCCCCCAACAUCAACGUGCCCAAUGUUAAUGGUGCUCCUAGCAACCCGGCUAUGAUGGCUGCUCUUCAAGCCCAAGGUGGGAUGCAGAGCCCGUCCUUCCAUAGUGGCACCCCACAGGGGGUUUCGACUCCUUCGCCUCGCAUGGCUCAGCCCAACCCUCUCUCGGGUGGCGUGGUUCCCACCAUCAGCACCUUCCAGAGUCAAAUCCAAAGGGCCAACCCCAACCUUCCUGCAGACCAAGUGAACAAGCUAGCCACCGAACGCCUCAACCAAUACCAGCAGCAACGCAUGUCUCAACAAGCUGCUAUGAACGCUGCCGCAGGUGGUAUGAACAACGUGCAAGCCAACUAUCAGGUCCCACACGACGGGAACUUCCAAACUCCUCAGCAGCCUGGCAUGCCAAACGGUGGUCCCGCAAUGCAGGUUUCUCAGAAUCAAGGGUUCUCUCCGAUGAUGCGUGUUCCGCAAAACAGCCAACAGAACCGGGUCAACGUCACUAGCUCGCCAGCAGUGAAUGGAGCCGUUCCCCAGGCCAGCCGGAGUGCAACACCCCAAACCCAGCGCAGCGGGAGCGCCCAAGCCGGCGCAGUGCAAGGCUCAAGCAAGAGUCCACACCCUCCACCUGCACAGACAGCGAGCAGCUAA
Messenger RNA from Penicillium cataractarum, 4212 nucleotides. It is a transcript of the gene eaf1, whose product is annotated as MYB and HSA domain protein. NCBI's taxonomy places the organism in Eukaryota, Fungi, Ascomycota, Eurotiomycetes, Eurotiales, Aspergillaceae. The coding region runs from base 1 to 4212 and encodes 1403 amino acids. The record is from RefSeq and is a predicted model, not a curated record. The transcript has 4 exons.